AUUAUAAUGUCUUGUCUGGGGGAUGGGAUGGGAUGACCUCUCGUCUCCCUUGUAAUUCUCUUUGCAACAAUAAACUUCAAUCAAUCAAUCACUUUCUUUCUGUAUGGUUUGUUUUCUUUCACAGAUCUUCAGUCACCUGUGAGGCUGUGACAUCAGGAUCAAGCUCAUCGGCGGGCGGCGGGUCAUGGCUGGCCCAGGACGAGGAGAUUGACUUGGGUUUUACGGCCAGGUGCACGGCAGGGGGCGAGACACUCACUCACCCCGCCCCCAGCACCUGUGUGGCUCCCGGAGAAGAGUGCCUGCGUGUCCUCCUCGGCGGGAGUCAUGUUAGGGACCCUCGAGGAAAUGGAUGAAGAUGCUCAGGAGAGGAAGGAGGAGAAAUACUUCCGGCCUGAGAUCGUAUGUGUCCACUCCCAGGCCACCGGAGACUCGUGCUCCCGCUGCCCCACCGGCGAGGAGAAGCCCGAGCAGCCUGAAACAGUACAAAAUGCCGCCUACCCCGUGAACCAAGUGUACCUCCUCCCCCCCGGGACAGCCCCCAGCGAGGCGGGCUCAGAAAGGGACCCGCUGAGCCUGGACGAAGGGGAGGAGGCCGUGAGGGGGCGAGAGGAGGCCGUGAAGGGGCGGGAGGAGGAGGCCGUGAAGGAGAGGGAGGACGAUGGAGACGCGUCCCCCAAGAAGGCCGCCGCCGCUGCUGAUGCUCCAGACAGUGACAUGAACAACAAGAAAAGGUUCAUGUUCCACCUGGAGGGGCUGAAGGAGGACAGCGGUUUGCUGUACAUUGGCUGUGACUGUGACAGAGAAAAAACGAGUCCUUCCCAGAUAAUGGAAUGGUUCAACACAGAGUUUCUAAAUCUGCACCGUGUGUAUGCCAUCAGGGAGGAGGAACCGUUCCUGCUGAGGCUGUUCACACGCAACCAUGAGAGCAGCAACAAGGGCCACAGGAGGAAGGGGGGCAGGAAGGUGAUGCUGAUGGGGAAGGAGGUGUUUGGGGAUGUGAUGCUUGCCUGCGGCCACUGUGGGUACUGGUCCCAGGAGGGCAGCAAUGUCCGCAGACACCUCAAGAAUUCUGUGUGCCUGAAGGACAGAGGCUACAGCAGGAAAGAGUUGGAGGGCUUGGACAAGGUAGAGCGACGCAGGUUCCUCAGGAGAGUGGCGUCUGCAAAAUGCCGGGCCAAAAAGAGAGCUAAAAUACUUGGGGAAGAGGCUGUAGCAAGGCUGCUGGAGGGCAUUCCAUCUGCAGAAACUACCACCACCACCAAUGGAAACCCAUCCUACUCACUUACUGACACUAAUGAACCCUAUGCAGAGUGCAUUGUGGAAAUAGAGGAGCAGGGCUCAGCAGGAGAAAGUGAAAGAGAGGAGCCAGCUGCCCCAGUCUCUCGCAAGAAGCGGCGUGGGCCAAAGAAGCCAAUCCGUUACAGAGCCCUCACCCUCGGGCCAGCAGUGGUGGAGGAGGCUGUGCCUAGGGUGUCCUUUGAUGUCUACACUAUCAGUAGUGAUAAUGACAGGGUGGCCUGGAAGCCACCAAGCUGCCACAAGGCUCACCCCGGGGACAGGGUGUGCCGGAUAGUGUUCAAAGGGGCGCGCAUGAAGAGGCGUUGCCUGGACCUGCCGCUGCCAAAGGUGUUGAUCUACCGCAAGCUGGACUGUAAGACUCACCACUGUAACUUCACGCACUUACACCCCAGCGCAAGGGCAGCCUUCCAGAAGGACGACACAGCCAAAGCCUCCAUCAAUCUCAAGGCAUAUGGGGGCAUUGUGAUGACGCACGAGUUCUACCACUACUUUGUGUCUCUGCUUUCCAUCAAGAAAAUGAAGACGUGUCAAGCAGCCCGCCACCUCACCAACGUCUGGGGAAUGAUUCUGUCCGAGAGGCUGGGCACCUCCACCAUCCCUGAGGACCAUCGCACCAUCAUCACACUUUCCAAGCAGACGGUGAAGUCUAUCUGGAACAACAUUGAGGAGGAGAGAGGAUUUAGGAUACAAGGGUCUCGACGCAGGAAAAAACCUCCACCUGCAGUGCCACCAGCCUCAAAUUCAAUGCCUCCUCCUCCUCUGCCUGUUCCUCCUCCUUCCACUGUCAACCAUUACUCAUCUGCCGUAAACACUGUGGAUGUGUGUGGGGUGGUGCAGCCCUCCUUGGCUCACCCCUGCAUGAAGCGCCUCAACAACUACAUUCCUAUCAAGCCAGCACCACCACCACCAACCACACACCCACCACCAUCAGCCCACACCUUGCCUGGCCCCCACAAGCCCUCCAUGAUGCCUCCUCCUCCUCCACCUCCACACCCCUCCCAUCACAAUGCCAUGCAGCAGGCUGCUCCCCACACCCACUGGCUGGGUCAGGCUCCUCAGUAUCCCCACAACAUGGCACCUUACCCCAUGGCACCACCACCACCUCCUGCAGCAGAGUAUUACACAAUGCCAGGCCACUUUGUGACCCAGUACACUCCAGCCACCAUGGGCACCUCACCUUAGUGCUGGACUCUUCAUGGCUGCUGUGAGCCCAUCAGCCUGAAAGUUGUGGUGCUAAUACUCAGUAUUUAUUAGAUUUUUUUUCUUCUCAGUAUUGCAACUCUGGAAUCAGUAGCUCAUUGGCAUUUCUUAAACUUCUAAAUGCGCUUCCUGAAUGGAUUGCAGAGUAAAUGACAGACCCCCAAAAUUUCCAGUGGAGGAAUAAUCUCACCAGACAUUUUGCUCUUGAUCAGUUCACAAGAUCCAGACCAGCUUAGUGGAGGAUUCAUUCUGAGGACACGUCUGAAACCCCAAGGACAGCAAGCCAAGGGAAGAUCAGCCUAACCGAGAUUUAAUGUGUUGGAGGGGAAUGAUCUCACGGUUAAGGAUAAAGUCUCAAGAAUCAGUCAAAUAGAAGACACACUCACAGGACCAAAAAGAAAGCAAGCCCAGGGAGGACCAGCCUAAGGAAGGACCACCUUGGCAGAGGAACAUGAACUCUUCUUACCCAAGGAUAAAUUCACAAGGACCAGCCAAGAAGUUGCACAUGACCACAUUCAGGGGACAAGCCAGCAACCCCAAGAAAGCAAGCCAGAGGAGGACCAGCCUAAGGAAAGACAAUCACGACAAAAAAGAGAAACUCAUCAGCAGCAAUCAAAGGUAAUCCCAUGACGUUUUUUCCUCUGAAUUAAGUUGUACAAACAUAGAUACAAUUAGGGUUUGAGGGUAAGGAAUGCUACUCAAAAGCCAUAGGAAUGGUAGUGUGGGUAACCUCAUAGUCGGUAUGUAUCUCUCUCUUGCCCCUGCUAAAGUAUCUUGUGACGAUGGCGAUAACAUAGCCUGAGCUGAUGAGUGAAAAAUUUACUUCAUUAUACUUAAUACUUCGUUAUACACUUGCUUCAUUAUCAUCUGAGCUAUAGCUACCCCAGAAAUUUCAUGAUAGGGACAGGCCUGGUUGGGAGGAGCGUAUGAGUGGAGGUGAUGACAUUGAUAAGAGUAUAGAUUAAAGUGACACUGGUGAGCUGUAAUUCAGGUGGUUUGAAUAUGAAGAGAAUACUUACUGGCUGGCUAGUUCAUGUAUAUGGUGUAUAUAGGAGCGUAUUCACCAUCUAUUUCAUUAUAUAUUAUUUCACUAUGUGAUGAAGGGCUUUCCCAAUGAUUUCCCCUUCUCACUCAUGUCAGGGUGUAUUUAUGAGCAUGUUUAUCAUCAUCUAGUAUUAGUCCACUGCAUGUCUGACAAAGGUCUUUUCCAGUGUUUUCUCUUUCUCACUGAUGUUAGCAUACUCCAGUCUGCUCUGGCAAAGGUUCUAAUUCUUUUCCUCUUCUCUUCUGUUCUCUUUUUUCUCUCU
This is a messenger RNA of Eriocheir sinensis (Chinese mitten crab), 3806 nucleotides long. RefSeq lists its product as uncharacterized. The coding region runs from base 325 to 2481 and encodes 718 amino acids. Lineage: Eukaryota; Metazoa; Arthropoda; Malacostraca; Decapoda; Varunidae. The record is from RefSeq and is a predicted model, not a curated record. Gene Ontology annotation, biological process: mRNA cis splicing, via spliceosome. Gene Ontology annotation, cellular component: spliceosomal complex. The transcript is spliced from 8 exons.